This is a messenger RNA of Entrophospora candida, 856 nucleotides long. The record is from the annotation of a GenBank genome assembly. NCBI's taxonomy places the organism in Eukaryota, Fungi, Glomeromycota, Glomeromycetes, Entrophosporales, Entrophosporaceae.
AUGGAGAAUAUUUUGGUAGAAGCAUCUUUUGCAAGAGCAAAUAAGUCAUGGUUAAAAACUGCUAAAGAUCCAGAGUCAAGAUGUUAUUGGUUAAUUAACCAUUAUGGAAAAGCACAUUCAUUGUUUUUCGCGGUGUAUUUUGGACCAAGUUUCAUUAGUGUUGACUUGGUAGAUUGUGCUUUGAAAAACGAUGCGAUAUUAUCGCAAUAUUUUCUUCAAGUACUCAUGAAAUGCUAUGGGAGGUAUGAGGGAUCUGAUUAUAGUAAAUUUGAAAAAUCGUGGGGUUCAGAUUUACCGCUAGAUGUCUAUAAAAAAUUAUUAGCAGAAGGAAAUCGUAGAUGGAAUGGAGAUUUUUGUUUAAAUGGUAAUGAUCUUGAAAAUUUUUGUUCCUUGAAUAAACCUGAUAAGAUGACUGAUGCAUUUGAAAAUGCAGAAACAUUGAGAAUGGUGUCUAAGGCAAUUAUUGCUCACCCAGAAUUAGUUGACAUGUGGAAAGAAAUUGGUUAUGAGUCAAUUUGUUAUGAUUAUAAAGAAUGCUUGUUUGAAAUCAUUGGAGGUGGAGGGAACUUGGAGCAAACCACCUGUGUUCUAGAUUUUUUAUUUCAACAAAUUGAAGGAAGUCCAGAAAAUAUUUUUCUAAAAAUUUUAAAACAUUAUAAAAUUGGAGAAACCAAUGUUAGAAAUGUUAAUGUCAAUGAUGAAAACUUGGAACACUUGAAACUUUUUUCAUUUGAUUUGUGUAUUUAUCAAUGGAUAUUGGAAAAUUUCAAGCCUUAUCCAAUCAUUAUAUCAAAAUGCUUUGUUGAAAUUUUAUUAACUAAAAGUUAUUUUGAUUCAAAUUCUUCAAUUUUAACAA